AUUUCUGCCUUCCUUUUCUAUGUGUUGGUUCUUGAUUCCCUUCACCUUUGCCAACAACUCUGCCACAUGGGCUUUCUUUCAGGCUCAUUAGACCUACUAACGUGGAUCUUGCUUGUCCUCUCGGCGUCGCUGACAUCAGUUCGACUAGUGAAUCGGUGGAACAGGACUGCCGCGUGGGCUAUUGCAGGCAGCGGCCUGGUGCGUGGAAUAUCCGACGGUCCGGGGUCCUCCAAGAUGAGCUGCGGGUCUAUGUCGCCGAGAGCGGAGCUCUGCAAGAACCUCACCCCUCAGCAGUUUCAUGUCACGCAAGAAGGAGGCACUGAAAGGGCAUUCACAGGGAAGUGGUACAAGCACAAGGAGACGGGCUCAUACACGUGCAUCGUGUGCGGAGAGAGCCUCUUCUCGUCGACCACCAAAUACGACAGCGGGUCCGGGUGGCCCUCGUUUUACGACGUCGUGUCGGCCGGGAAGGUCACCCUGCGCAAGGACACCUCUGGGGUCGGCGGGAACUUACUCCGUCUCCUCGCCGACCCAGGGCUCGUUCGGACCGAGGUGACGUGUGCCAAGUGCGGGGCGCACCUCGGCCACGUGUUCGACGACGGACCUCAACCCACCGGGAAGCGCUACUGCAUCAACAGUGCGUCCCUGGACUUCCGGCGAGGCGAUUCCAUUGGGAACGGAAACGAAGUCGAUGGGAAGGCUGGAUGCAACCACCUGCCCGAAUCGAACGAGCGUAAGAGAUUUCUUUUUGGUGAUGGCUUGUCUGAUGUCAAGAAUGGAAAAUAG
Molecule: messenger RNA, 786 nt
Organism: Darwinula stevensoni
Lineage: Eukaryota; Metazoa; Arthropoda; Ostracoda; Podocopida; Darwinulidae
Source: the annotation of a GenBank genome assembly